Funneliformis caledonium is the source of this 218-nucleotide messenger RNA. Lineage: Eukaryota; Fungi; Glomeromycota; Glomeromycetes; Glomerales; Glomeraceae. The record is from the annotation of a GenBank genome assembly.
GUUACAAUGAUGGUACCUUGGAAGAUUGGUUUACACCUUCAAGAAAAGGUCGCAAAACUUCGUGGGUUAAGAUCAGAUUGGGGCCGGAGGUUCCUUAUCUUAGUGGCAUGCUGACUCCUUGCUGGAAUGGAUGGAUUGGUGAAAGUUCCAUUAAAUUGCAUAUUGGGAAGGAGGACUUCAAAAUGAGUCACUCUGCAGGUUUUUUAGGUGCUAAAUAG